Acaulospora morrowiae is the source of this 805-nucleotide messenger RNA. Lineage: Eukaryota; Fungi; Glomeromycota; Glomeromycetes; Diversisporales; Acaulosporaceae. The record is from the annotation of a GenBank genome assembly.
AUUAAUACUGUCUUCUCGCUCCUCCACUUUUCGAAAUCUCUUAUCCAUCACCGACAAGUCCUAUUUUUCUUAUGAAGCACCUCUCUUUCGAUUCUCCAAUGUUCACAAGAUGAAAUCUUUCGAAAUUAAUCAACUAUUCAUGGAAUCGCUCCCAUCGGCAAUUCAACUAGAGGAAUUCUCACAAUCGUUAAAACCCGUGUUCGUGUAUCUUUACACCGGGAUGCUUAACUGGGAUAACUACACCGAAGAGAACCAGUUAUUUGCACUGUUGAUAAUCAUAAAAAAAUUAGAACUAGAAGAAUUGAUAUUUCCCGUCUUGGAGAACUUGAACAAAUCUCUCGGCACCAGAAACGCCAUCCACUUCUUUAACUUAAGUUGCGAGAUGAUGGAUAUGGAGAAAUCUCAUGUUUCCUCGUCUUCUACCUUUAAUUCCUUGGCGGGCUCGGAGGUUCGCCCUUCGUCACUUUCCACCCUCUUUCAACAAAUCACAGAGAUCUGCUAUCAAUACCUUCGCAGGGAAGAUGCGUUAAACAGCACUAAUUUCUCGGUUUAUAAUACAAAAAAUAUUUCUUUUGGUGCGCUCAGAUAUUAUCUCGCUCGUGAAUCGAAAAAUCGGCUGACAUCUGAGAAUAUCGGUCGUCACGAAAUUGUUGCGCCCACAAGAGACACAGUCGCUUUUAGGUUUUUGGUAGAGUGGAUUAAAACCCAUGAAAAUUGUGAGAUCAUUCUCACAGAUAUACAGAAAGAGGAAUUGUUUGAGUUGAUCGAUCUAAGCGCAGUAGGACCAAAGGUUUUACUAGCGGAG